Messenger RNA from Rhodamnia argentea, 2871 nucleotides. RefSeq names its product putative leucine-rich repeat receptor-like serine/threonine-protein kinase At2g19230. Bases 87 to 2708 code for a protein of 873 amino acids. Gene Ontology annotation, molecular function: ATP binding; protein kinase activity; protein binding. The record is from RefSeq and is a predicted model, not a curated record. The transcript is spliced from 13 exons. Lineage: Eukaryota; Viridiplantae; Streptophyta; Magnoliopsida; Myrtales; Myrtaceae. Gene Ontology annotation, biological process: protein phosphorylation.
GUGUGGAGGGCUAACCAUAUAAGAUAAAAGGCGUGCAUGCAUAUCUUCCUCACACUUACUCUCUCUUGGACAGUCUCCACUUCUCCAUGACAAUGGAAAGAUCCAUUACAGCUUUCUCGUUUGCGUUGCUUGCUUCUUUAGCUCCAGCACUAGUCCUUGUGGUUCGAGCCCAACAAAUUCCAGGUUUCAUCAGCAUCGAUUGCGGGGCAACUGUUGCAUACACGGAGGAGGGAACUGGCAUAACAUACGAACCAGACGAAGGGUCGAUAGACUCUGGAGAGAUCAGGCAGACAUCUAUGGCCCCCGCAUAUCCAAAUAAUCUACAAUUGUCGAAGAGUGUAAGGAUUUUUCCCAAUGGAAAGAGGAACUGCUACACUUUAAGACCAGACCAAGGCCAGAACAACACCUAUCUGAUUAGGGCAACAUUUUGGUACGGGAACUAUGAUGGGAAGAAUCAAACUCCUUCAUUCGACAUCUACAUCGACGUUAAUUAUUGGUUCACGGUGCGGUCUCCGACGUAUUUCUAUGAAGAAAUCAUGUAUGUGUCCCAAGCAGAUGAUAUACAAGUGUGUCUUGUGAACACCGGCAACGGAGUGCCCUUCAUUUCGGCGUUGGAGCUGAGAACCCUGGACGAUGGCAUCUAUCAAUCGGGAUCUGGAUUCUUGCAACUCCAUUGGCGGGACGACAUCGGACGAUGUUUGGAGAAUGAUGUCAGGCACCCUUCUGAUGUUUACGACCGGAUCUGGACAGCUAAUUGCUAUGACUUGCCCAUACUGAACACCACAUCUGCCAUUGAUUCAUCUGACAAUAAUGAUGCGUACAAGUAUAAGGUUCCCGGGGAAGUUCUUCAAACCGCUGAAAGAACGACCAGUGCCAGUUCUCCCUUGACAUUACAGUGGACAUCUUCAAGCCCCGUAAAGAUAUGGAUUGUGUACUUCCAUUUCGUCGAGAUUGAGACCCUGACGAGCAGCCUCCAGAGAGAGCUCACAAUCUCCAUGAAUGAUGAUCAAUUCACGGAGACGGUGAGCCUUGAAUACUUAAAGCCGGUGGUAGUAGUUUCCACUCCGGUUAACGGGCCGAGCCUCUCCUUCUCGAUCUCCGCGACAAAUAUGUGUGGAAGUCCACCAAUCCUAAAUGCCGUGGAGUUCUAUACCAUUGGUGAUCUUCCAAAUGUACCCACAGCACAAGAUGAUGUGAAAGCGAUCAAUGACAUCAAAACAACGUAUCGCAUUAAGAGGGAAAGCUGGCAAGGUGAUCCAUGCGUACCAAGCAAUUACACAUGGGAUGGUCUAAAUUGUAGCUAUGGAAAUCCUCCAAGGAUUAUAUCGCUGAAAUUGAGCUCAAGCAAUUUGGUGGGUGACAUAGUCUCAUCACUUUCACAUCUAUCAAGCUUGGAGUACAUAGAUUUGUCCAACAAUCAGCUUACAGGAGCAAUACCGGAAACUCUGGCAGAAUUACCAAAUCUUAGAUUUCUAAUUUUAUGUGGAAACAACCUGAUUAAAUCAGUUCCUGAAGCUCUUAAGAAAAGGGUUGUGGACAAUACUUUAAACAUGAGUUUGACAGGAAAUGCAAAUCUGUGCCUAGCUGAUCCUUACCUGGAGAAGAAGAAACUAAAAACCAUCCUCGUUCCAGUUGUUACAUCAGUUUCAGGCUUCUUUGUGGUUCUCUUUGGUGCUUUGGCUAUUAUUUGGUUAAUUAAAUGGAAACGAAUAUCAGAAUCUAGUGACAGGACGCUGAGAUCAAAUAAUCGACCUUUUACAUAUGCAGAGGUUUCAAGAAUCACUGGGAAAUUUGGACAAGUGAUUGGUGAAGGUGGAUUUGGGAAGGUAUAUCUUGGUACACUAGAUAAUGACACCGUAGUUGCGGUGAAGAUGCUCUCUGAAUCAUCAAAGCAAGGGUACAAGGAAUUUCAAGCUGAGGCGCAACUCUUAAUGAUCGUUCACCACAGAAACUUGGUUUCUCUGUUUGGAUAUUGCAAUGAGUCCAAGCACACGGCAUUGAUUUAUGAAUACAUGGCUAAUGGAAAUUUAAAGCAACAUUUAUCAGGUAAAGUUAGAACCCAUCCAACAGAGGACCAUCCGAAGGUCUUGACAUGGAGUAGCAGACUACAAAUAGCUGUGGAUGCAGCACAGGGUUUGGAUUAUUUGCAUAAUGGUUGCAAGCCACCCAUCAUCCACAGAGACCUGAAGACUACUAACAUCUUGUUGAACGACGAUUUCCGAGCCAAAAUAGCUGAUUUUGGCCUGUCAAGAGCUUUUGCAACUGAAAAGGACUCUCAUGUGUCAACUUGUCCAGCAGGCACUCCUGGCUACAUCGAUCCUGAGAUGCAAUCUUCUAGAAAAUUUACCAAGAAGUAUGAUGUUUAUAGCUUUGGAAUCAUACUCUUUGAGCUGAUUACGGGCCGACCUGCCUUAAUGAGAAGUCGGGAUGGCAGCGACAGCACACACAUACUUGAAUGGUUGAUUCCGAUCAUUGAAAAUGGUGAUAUACAGAGGAUUAUUGAUCCAAGGUUAGAAGGAGAAUUCGACAUCAACUCGGCUUGGAAAGUAGCGGAGAUUGCCAUGUCUUGUACACGACCAACAGCAAGUCAAAGGCCGGAUAUACAUCAUGUAUCGGCAGAGUUGGAGUCUUUGGUGAGCAAAUCAAGCGAUUCUUUUGAAAUGACCUCCUUGGUGCUCCAAUCUGACAAUGCCCCUAUCGUGAGGUAGCAGAACUUUUUCCAAUCCAGAAAGGCUCUCUUCUUUUUAGGUUAGAGAUUUACUUUUAUCCUCAAAUUUGUACUUUAAUUGCAUCAUCAAAUUCCCUUUUCUUUCUGUCAUUGAAUCUUCCAAACUGGCUGUCUAGUAAUGACAUCCUUUCGUCCUUCGUCGC